CCGGCGCAGGCGCAGCAGCUCGGCGUGGGGCUCCGGACAGAAGCGGAAGCCGCACGCCAGGAUGGUGCUGGAGAGCGUGGCCCGCAUCGUGAAGGUGCAGCUCCCCGCGUAUCUGAAGCGGCUCCCGGUCCCGGAAAGCAUUACCGGGUUCGCGCGGCUCACAGUUUCAGAAUGGCUCCGGUUGCUGCCAUUCCUUGGUGUACUCGCACUACUUGGCUACCUUGCAGUUCGACCAUUUUUCCCGAAGAAAAAACAACAGAAGGACAGCUUGAUUAAUCUUAAAAUACAAAAGGAAAAUCCAAAAGUGGUAAAUGAAAUCAACAUUGAAGAUCUGUGCCUAACUAAAGCAGCGUACUGUAGAUGUUGGCGUUCUAAGACGUUUCCUGCCUGUGAUGGCUCACAUAAUAAACACAAUGAAUUGACAGGAGAUAAUGUGGGUCCACUAAUACUGAAGAAGAAAGAAGUAUAAUAGUAUGGAAUUAGGAUUGGAAUCAGUUGUGUGCUGUAAAGUCUUACAAUAUUUUCUCAUCCUUUGUGUGUAGAAAAUAUGAAAUGGUGGUCGUAAUUAUUACCACUGGUUGAAUAAUUGUUUCUGCCAGUUUAUUUUCUUGCUACACUAGUAUUUAUAUUUGAUACUUUAUAUAUUCAGUCAUUUAUGUAGACGUUAGAUUGUCAAACCUCAUUCUGACUUCGAGUUAAUGUAUCUUUCAACAGUAAAAUCAACAUUUCUGAUUUUAAUUACCUGAAGAAAAUCUAAAUUUGGGCAGUGGGUUCAAAGCUGUUUCUUUGAAUAUCAAUAUUUCCAACAGAAUCUGUACUUUAAUAAAUUUUUCCGUGUUUUCUGUUAAA
This is a messenger RNA of Lepus europaeus (European hare), 849 nucleotides long. RefSeq names its product CDGSH iron sulfur domain 2 (gene CISD2). Gene Ontology annotation, cellular component: mitochondrial outer membrane; intracellular membrane-bounded organelle. Gene Ontology annotation, molecular function: 2 iron, 2 sulfur cluster binding. The transcript is spliced from 3 exons. Gene Ontology annotation, biological process: regulation of autophagy; autophagy of mitochondrion. Bases 62 to 469 code for a protein of 135 amino acids. NCBI's taxonomy places the organism in Eukaryota, Metazoa, Chordata, Mammalia, Lagomorpha, Leporidae. The record is from RefSeq and is a predicted model, not a curated record.